AUGAUAUUGUUGGUGCUGUUGCUGUUGGUGCUGCUGCAGACACCCCACACUGAGUUCCGGGAGCAUCCCGCUAAAUGUGCUGUCCAUGAGCCACUCUCUACUCUUCAUAAAUAUUAUAAGAGAGGUGACUUUGUGAUUGGUGGAACUGCUUCUCAGGUGCUUGUAUUUAUGGAUAAAUUUGUCUUCAAUGAAUAUAAGGAUUUUGAUCCUACUGUACCCAUGAUGGUGACAAAGGAUUAUCAACAGGCCCUGGCCUUGGCAUUUGCUGUAAGUGAGAUUAAUGAGAAUCCCACGAUUUUACCUAAUGUCUCUUUGGGGUUCCACAUCUCUGAUAUCUACUACAGUCAGAGCAGGAUAUAUUAUACUGCAAUGGAGUUUUUCUCUGCACAGCACAAAUUCAUCCCCAACUAUCAGUGUGCCAUUCAGAACAACCUGAUAGCAGCUAUUGGGGGACUGGGCUCUGAGACAUCACGUCAUUUAGCUACUAUUUUGGACAUGUACAAGCUGCCACAGUUUACUUAUGGUGAUUUUGUCCCUAUGACGAGUGGUCAGUCCGAUUUCCUUUCUUUAUACCGGAUGGUUCCAAAUGAAAUCCAUCAAUACAAGGGGAUUGUCCAGCUACUCGCGCAUUUCAGAUGGGUGUGGCUUGGUCUAAUGGUCAUGGAUGAUGAAAGUGGAGAAUUUUUUCUAAAGAACCUACUACCAAUGCUUUCUGAGAGUGGCAUCUGUCCUGCCUUCACAGAGAAAAUUGCUAAACUAAUUUUUUUUGAUGACUUUUUAACUAUUCAAGCAAGUUGGAAUGAAACAAUUGUAAAUAUUAUGCAAAAUAAAGCCGAUGUUAUUGUUGUCCAUGGAGAUGCCAAAACCAUGAUGGUUUUGAGAACAAUGCUACAAGGAGCAAAUGACUAUAAGAAAUCAUUUGGUAAAGUAUGGAUUAUGGCAUCCCAGCUGGAGAUCAUAGCACUGCGGAUGUUCAAGGACUGGGAUAUAGAAGCCUUCCAUGGUGCCUUAGCCUUCACAGCUCACUCACAUGUGGUGCCAGGAUUCCAAAGUUUUCUUCAAAACUUAAGGCCUCUUUUAGCCAAAGGAGAUGGCUUCAUCCAACCCUUCUGGGAGCAGGCAUUUGACUGUUCAUUUUUAAAGUCAGAAUUUAAGGAGAUGGAUGUUAAAACUUGUACUGGGGAAGAGAGGCUGGAUAGCCUUCCUGGGCCUUUCUUUGAAAUGAGCAUGACUGGCCAUAGCUACAGUAUCUACAAUGCUGUCUAUGCUUUGGCACAUUCUGUACAUGCCAUGUACUCAUCCAGAUUGAAAUCCAGGAUAAGGGUGGCCAGAGGGAGGCUGGAAUACAAGAACAUGCAUCCAUGGCAGGUGAUGCCCCUUUCUCUCUGUAAUGACAAUUGCCUUCCUGGUUACCAGAAGAGAAAACAGGAAGGGAAGCCAUUUUGCUGCUAUGAUUGUGUGCCAUGUCCACAAGGGAAGAUAUCUCACCAGCCAGACACAGUUUCCUGUUCCUCAUGCCAGGAAGAUCAUUAUCCAAACAAAGAACAAAAUCUGUGCUUUCCCAAAACAGAAACCUUCUUGUCUUAUGAAGAGCCAUUGGGGAUGAGUCUAGCAAUAUUGGCACUUUUAUUUUCUUUUAUCACAGCUCUGGUGCUACGAACCUUUAUAAAGCACCACAACACUCCCAUUGUCAAAGCCAACAACCGGGAUCUCACCUACACUCUCCUCAUCUCUCUCCUCCUUUGCUUCCUUUGCACAUUGCUCUUCAUUGGUCAUCCUGGGAAGAUGAAGUGUCUGCUCCGUCAAGUGGCAUUUGGCAUGGUCUUCUCAAUGGCGGUGUCUUGUGUGUUAGCAAAAACCUUCACAGUGGUUCUGGCUUUUAUGGCCACCAGACCUGGAAGCAGCAUGAGGAAAUGGGUGGGGAAAACAGUGACCAAUUCCAUUGUUCUACUCUGCUCCCUUAUUCAAGCAGUCAUUUGCACUGUAUGGUUGGCUACCUCUCCUCCUUUCCCAGAUAUUGACAUGAACUCAGUGGUUGAUGAAAUUGUUCUUGAAUGUAAUGAAGGGUCUGUAACUAUGUUUUAUUGUGUCCUGGGUUAUAUGGGCUUCCUAGCUUUUGUGAGUUUCACUGUGGCUUUCCAGGCCAGGAAGUUACCUGACAGUUUCAAUGAAGCUAAAAUGAUCACUUUCAGCAUGCUGAUGUUUUGCAGUGUGUGGAUAUCUUUUGUUCCAACCUACCUGAGCACUAAAGGAAAAUACAUGGUAGCUGUGGAGAUCUUCUCCACCUUAGCCUCUAGUGCUGGCCUGCUGGGUUGUAUCUUCCUCCCUAAAUGCUACAUUAUUGUGCUUAGGCCGGAACUGAACAAUAUAAACAAGUGUAAAAUUAUGCAUAUUGGAGCAAAAAAU
Messenger RNA from Rhineura floridana, 2406 nucleotides. Its product is annotated as extracellular calcium-sensing receptor-like. Gene Ontology annotation, cellular component: membrane. Gene Ontology annotation, molecular function: G protein-coupled receptor activity. The record is from RefSeq and is a predicted model, not a curated record. Lineage: Eukaryota; Metazoa; Chordata; Lepidosauria; Squamata; Rhineuridae. The transcript is spliced from 6 exons. The annotation marks the transcript as partial. Gene Ontology annotation, biological process: G protein-coupled receptor signaling pathway.